Molecule: messenger RNA, 9903 nt
Organism: Mugil cephalus (flathead mullet)
Lineage: Eukaryota; Metazoa; Chordata; Actinopteri; Mugiliformes; Mugilidae
Gene: map4l
Product: microtubule associated protein 4 like
Exons: 17
Coding region: 158-3646 (1162 amino acids)
Biological process (GO): neuron projection development; microtubule cytoskeleton organization
Cellular component (GO): neuron projection
Molecular function (GO): microtubule binding
Source: RefSeq, a predicted model, not a curated record
GCGUGGUCUGCGCCUGAGUCCUGGCACCAGUCUGCUCUGCAAGCAGCGAGAGGUGGAGAGAUUUUCCCCAUCACACACUCUGACUGUCACACGCACACACACGCACACACACACUCUCAGCGAGAGAAACGGGACACAUCCUAAACGUAACAGGACUAUGGACCUGAGCCUGCGAGAUGCUCUGGGUGGUGGUGGUGGUGGGGUCCCAGGUGGGGCCCCUGCUGAGGCCCUACUGAAGAGAGAUUUUGUGGCCACACUGGAAAAGGAGAGCUAUGAUGACAAGGUGGGGGAGACAGUCUCCAAGAGCGACUACCGACCUUUACUGGAUGGAAAGGAUACCAAGAGUGGUCCAGGGAUGAUGUCAUCCACGAUGUCAUCAGGCGGACGCCAAGACCCACCAGGACAGCCAGCCUUCAGCUCUGACUACCUGUCUGGUCCUAUGAUGGGUGGGAUGACUGAUCAGUGGAGCUUGAACAAGACAAAGGACAGCAGCAUGCCUGAUUCAUUUCUAGGCUUCUCUCAGUCUGGGAUGGGAGGGACCAUGGGGUCCAGCCUGCCGCCGUUCCAGACCAGUAUGACUUCUACUCUUGGCCAGACUGGGAUGAAACCAGCUAUGGACACCCAGAAGAGUUCCAGCUUGUUUGGUGUGGAAAACAAAAGCGCCACUAACACCAGUGGGAGCAGUCCCUUUAAAACCAGUGAUCCAUUUUCUUCUGGCAGCCCGGGAAUCCACACUGUGGAUCAUUCUGCAGCUCCCGUCCUCUCUCCCAGCGGCUCAAUGGAUGACAGCAGCCCCACAUCCUCCAACUCUGAACCCCUCAGCCCCGAGAGAGUGGGGCCGGGGGGCGAGGCUGGCAAGCAGCAGCGGCGGCGGAAGAAGAAGAGGAAGGGCCGCGACGAGGUCUACGACUUCCUGGAUAGCCAGGAGAAUGACGUCGGCCAUUUAGACAAGCAUGGGACGCAGGAUAAGGGCAGAGGGGAGGCGGAGGAGGAUGAAGAUGAGGAGGAGAACUGGGAGUGGGAGAUCAGAGAGAGUGGAGGAGGCGGUAGGGUAAAAGGCAGGAAGGUUAAGAGUCGGGCAAGACUUCCAGAGGAGUGGGGAGCGCCCCAGCAGCCUGUUUCUCCCACACCCGCUACUGUGGCUCCUAAAUGGGAUACAGCUACUGAUCCUUGCCCUACUGAACCCAAAGCUCCAAGCUCCAGCACCAGCCCUGCUUUCCCUUCUGCCCCUGAACAAAUACCCACAAGUUUCACCAACUGUUCCCAUGUUAGCCUUGCAACAGAUUCCUCUCCACGCUCCUAUGAGCCCAUGUCUGUAGAUGAUUUCCCCAUGUCUGCUAAAGAUGGACAAAAGGCAAACGAGGGGAAAGUUUCAAAUAGUAAACCUGAAGCCCACACUGGCUUAGCAGCUAAUGCUACCAGCAAGACUGGUUUAGCUGGGGAUGUCAGCAGAAGUUUAGCGAUAAUGUCAGGCGACAAUCUGAGCCCAGUCUCCCAGACCUUCUCGUUCCUCGAUUCAGUCCUCCAGACCCCUCCGGGCUCCACCCCUGACUCACAGACCACGACCCCUAUCACCAACACCCCCUUCCUUACCACCGCUUCCCUGACCAAGUCCACCCCGACCGAAGCCACCGUCCCUGCUUCACCAGCCUCUUCUGGUAUCAACCCUUCCAAGAGCACUCCAUACCUUCCUCCCACUUCCACUCUACCCACCAAUCCAUCACCAUUAGUUCCUGCAGAAACGCGCUCUCCAGCGACUGCAGUCGGGUCAGCCCUCAAUGUUGAUGCCAAGCCGUUCAUUCCCUCGGCCUCACUCAUGUCCUCCACUAGUUCAACUGCAGCCAGUCCUAUUGCCAGUACAGGAGUAGCAGCCUCUGCUGGAAUCAGUGCUCCCAUGACCAUCUCAGCCACGCCCCUUAGUUCUUCAGCCUCUCCCUUUAAGAAUGAUGCCAGACCCCCAUCAUCAUCAUCAGACACUCCCCCGAAAAGUGCAGCCACACCCCUUAGCUCGGCCACACCCCCUCCCUCCAUCGCCCACGCAGCCCCUCCCUCUCUCCCUGCACACUCAGAGCACCUGGAGUCCUCGUCGCUACAGCUCCCCCCACUGGAAGUGAAAACGGACAACAAGGACAAGCAGGAGAAGGCAGACAUCAUGUCCAGCAAGACGGACAAGAUCGACAGCUUUGACAAGAAAGAAGAGCAGAAGAAGGACAACGGCCAAGACAAGAACCAGAAGUCUGAGAAGAUCCUCAAAAACGAGGAAAAGAUGGAGAAGAUGAAUGCAGAGAAAAACCACAAGGCCAACGAGAAGGCAGAGAAGGUGGACAAGCCAGAGAAGACCAACAAAGAUGAGAAGAAAGAAGAGGAUAAGAAGCCAGCUGAGAAGAAGGACGACAAGGGAGGAAAAGGCACAGCCAAGUCUCCAACGGGCAAUGGUAGCAAGACCCUGCCAAGCCCUGACAGCAAGAGCAAGCCUGAUGUGGGUUCAACCAAACCAAACUCUGCUAAAUCUCGCCCAUCCACCCUCUCUACCAAUGGUGAGGCCAACUCGGCCAAACGCCCCUCCCCCACUGCAACUUCUGCAAAUAAAAAAAGCCCUGUACCCAAGGCAACCACACCUACUGCUGCCAAGCGGGCUGCAACAGCAAGUGGCCCCACCAAGGCUGCCAAGGCUGCUGAAAAUGUCGAGAAACGCCCACCGGUGCAAAAGGCCACGCCCACACCCUCUCCAGGCGCCAAUAAGAAUGGGUCAUCUACAACUUCUGCAAGCAAAUCUGCAGCCACAGCUAACAAGAAUGGCAAGACUGAGAACAAGACAGGAGAGGCCAAGAAACCUAAGGCUACAGCCCGUCCUCGCCCGGCUUCCACUGCCGCUCCUGCCACUCCUGCUGCAUCCACUAACGGUGACUCCGCCACCACUCAUCGCCGUCGGGUCAUCACCAAGCCCCCCGUGCCCAAGCAAACCCCAAUGGAAAAGAAGCCGCCGGUCCCCCGCGCUCCGCGGACCCCUCGACCAAUAAAUGCACCAACACCAGACUUGAAGAACGUGCGCUCCAAGAUUGGGUCCAUUGAUAACAUCAAAUACCAGCCUGGCGGAGGAAAGGUCUCCUCCACCCCGAACAACAAGACAUCAGACCCCUCCACCCCUGCCGCCAAGGCCAGAGUUCAGAUAGUGCACAAAAAGCUGGACUUCAGCCACAUCACCUCUCGCUGUGGCUCCAAGGACAAUAUCAAACAUGUCCCUGGAGGUGGCAAAGUGCAGAUUCUCAAUAAGAAGGUUGACGUGAGCAAGGUGACUUCCAAAUGUGGCUCCAAGGACAACAUCAAAUACAAGCCAGGUGGUGGUGAUGUGAAAAUUGAGUCCCAUAAGCUUAACAUCAAAGCAAAGUCUAAGAUUGGAUCCCUUGACAACGUGGGGCCAGGCAAUGGGCAGACCAACGGACACAAGGAGGAGAAAACAGAGGAGAAGACAUCUUCACCCCCAAGUGGCGCUCAGACAACCGGACCAGAAGGAGUUGCUAAGGCAACAGCACCAGGAAGUGUUGCCAAGGAGAAUGGCAUGAAGGAGCCCACACCCACUCCUUUUGGGGGGGAUGGAUUGAGGGAGCCCCUCAGCUUAGACAAACGCAUCACUGAGACAAACUGAGUCCCAGUGACCUGCAGAUUUUGGUGGGACACACAUGGCACUCGCCAACCUGCCAAUCAACUGACCAACCAAUCUACCACGGCGCAGUCACUUCCUUCUGGCCCCGCCCUUCAUCUCGCCCCACCGCAGCACCAAACCGACUGAUCGCCUCUCAGUGUACCUCUGGGGUCCGCCUGCCAGCCUCCUGCUACCAACCCCAACCUUACACCUCUCGACCCCCUUGACUUGACCUUUAAGCCCUGCCUUCCACAGAGAAGAGUACCUGCUGUUUGUCUGUGUUUCUUUGUGUGAGGUUCCACCAGCUUCUCGACUGAUAAAAUUUCCUCGUGAGCACUGACUUAGAAGACAUAGACCCUAAACCCCAAAUCUAUCAGCCCUGAUGCAAUAACCCCACUAUCAGUCAGUGCUGUACAUUUCAAAACCACUUAGACCCUCCCAACCUUGUCCACAGACCUAUGCUAACACUUACGAUUUCUUACAACAAUCUUACAAUUUAUUUCUCGUCACAUAUCUCUGUGUCAUUGCACCGCUUAGUCUCCUCAAAAUUCAUCAUAGUGUUCCUGAUGAGUCCAGAGGACAAGAUAAUCUAGAAUGCAGUGACGUCUGAACAUAGGUCUAAAGAUGGAUUUUAGCUUUAGUGCAGAAACCUCUAGGAUGUCAGACAAUUACUCUGUUAUUCCUGCCAAGUAAAUAUGAAGAGGCUUUAACAAAGCAGAUGAAUUUACUACCACUGGAAGCAUAAUUUAAUGAUAGUGUGUGAUAAUCAUCAAGGUCAGAGGAGCAGGAACUGGGGAGGUCUGUUGCUUCUCUGUGAGGCCUUGGAUUAAAAAGGAUUUGCCAGUGAAAACAAGUAUUUGAUCUCGGAGCCAGAAUUUUUUUUUUUUUAAAGUUAAGAUCACUCCUUCCCCCUUGAAGGCUUGAUUCAGACUGAAGGAGUGAUUUUGAACCACGUGUUUAACUUCAUGAAGAUGAGUAUUAAUCCCUGGAGUUAAACCUCUUAUUGCAAUUUUCAGUCAGGCAACGUGAAAGUAUUGAUGCAUGGUACACUAUGUAUAUAUGUAGCACUUGGACAGUGUCAACCAGAGUUCAGUCACACCAGCAAAAUAAAUGGCAACAUUUCAAGGGUAGAUCAGUACUGAUCAGUGGAGCUGCCGUCAGUCAUGGUUCACUUGUGCAGGCAAAUGGCUCACAUCAAGUUUAACCUUAUUUAAGUUGCUACAGAGCUAACUGACUUGCUAAUUUUGGGCCAUCAACCAUUAACCUGCUGCUCUGACAUUACUGACCACUGAAAAACAGGAAGGUGGACGCUAUUAUAGCUCAUUCGUGUGUUGCUCCUGUGUUUGGAUAUGAAAAAUGAUAAGGAGUCAGUAAAUUCUACAAACACAACUCACUUGCUUAGAGCUCUCCUUUCCCCACCUCCUCAGUAAAUAAUUUAAAUGAUAUAAAAUCAUCUAAACAAAAGGCCAGGGCAGAGUACGGAGAAAAUAGAGGGCCUGAAAUCUAGCACUAGCAUGCUCGCCAGUCGCAGUGUUCAGUACGUAGAACGUUUGUCCAUAUAUCAUGGUGUACACAGGAUGGGGCAUUUGCCUCUUGGAAUAAUGAGGAUGAUGCUUUUGCACCAUUUAACAGUCAUGUUGCAGAGGUGAUGUUGUGGCGCCCCGAUUUGGAUCAGUCCUGAUCACGUGGUCUUAGCACAAUCUACUGCGGACGUGUCAGUGCUGCAGUUUUUCUCAGCUUGAUGAAAGUACUUUUAAAAAGCUACCAUAAAAAGCACCUUAACCAACUAUUUCAGUAAAUGACUUACAACCUUUAAUCUUGAUCUGUAAAUAACGCAGCGUAUGUGUAUGAUCUUUUGCAUGACAUGAACUUCAGUCCUGUCAAUAACUGCAACUACGUCCCCCUGCACUGCAGUUCUUCAGUUCUCGCACUGAAAACAAACCUUCCACGGUUCUUUCAUUCCUUUUCCUACAUGAGCGCCCCCCUGUGAGAGACCCCAGCGGUCACCCUGAGCUGUGUCUAGUAUUUCCAGUUUGUGUGUGGCGAUUAGAGACAGACAGACAGCACUUUCCUUCUCUUGUGCGGGUCUCUUGUGGCAAUUCCCGGCCGCGUGGUUCCCCCCAGCGCAGAGGGGCUGGCGGCGCUGCAGAGCCACGGCCUCCUGUAAAGUCCUCCCUCUAGCCGGCGCAUCAUAAAAUGCACUCUGUCGAAGCCGCUAGCUUACUUCACACACGUACACAUAAGCACAGAUGGACACAGGAAAGCACACACAUGCUGGUUGGGGUGCAUGCACACAUACAAACACACACAAACAGUUUACUGCACAUAGUUUAAUGCAAAUAAAAACGGUACGUCUGUUCAUAAAGAAUUUCUCCAUCCUAGAAUGAAACCCACUCUUUAUUGUGUUUUGGUGGUCUAUGCUGAUACUGUUAAAACAACGAUGAGCUGUGUCGGUGUGUUGUUCCCAGUGUGUAGUCACUGUCUGACAUUCUCAUCGUAGGCUCACCUCGCCCUGCCUCCUUUUGUCUGUUACCUCUUUCCGAGUCUUCAACUCUCUGACAGCAAUAUAGCGACAUAUUAGUAGGGAAGGCCUCCUGUUACUCGUGCAUACACAUGACGUACAGACAGAGAUGGACAGAGUUAACCAGUAGUUUGGAGAGGAGCAGGUUCACCUGCAGGGAGGGAUGUUAGUUAAAAGGAAUAAUGUUACAUUCAUGGCAAAUCUGAAGCUGGUUUGCAUCUGGUUGCAAUCAAGCCACUUAUAGUGACUACUCAUAUUAGCCAAUGAUCAGGUUUCUGGUCUUAUGUGUUUCCUGGGAUUUCUUCUACCCUUUAUCACUAGUGUAAAUAGAUAAGUAGUUAAGUAAAUAGCUUUUUAAAUGCUCCCUUUUACAUAUUUGUUCAGCUUUUUUGUUGUUUUAUAUAGCAUAUCCCUAGAUACAUUACAUACAAUAACAAAGUGUCAUUCUUAAUUUUUUUUUUUUUUUUUUUUUAAUAAAAGAAUAUACUACACUGGACAUCAGGAAGUGCCCAGCUCCAAAAAGCCAUGAAUGCAGCAGUAUGUCAGUGAGGUGGAUCCAAGAAGAUACUGUUGUUGAAACCACCCAGUGGAACUUUUAGUUGUGAAGUAGUGAACAAAUUUGGGGCUAGGUGCUUGCUCAGGGCACCUUAGCCAUCAACCCCAAAAGUGCUUCUCUUAAGCACUACUCCACAGCAUCCCCAACAUCCCUGAUUAAAAGCAUUUAUACUUUGGUCCCAUAGUUGUUAAAUGUCAAAAAUGAUCUGCUGUGGAGGAAAUAAUUCGUUUCAGUCUGCCAUGUGUUAUCUCAAUUCAGUCAAUUUUAGACUCUAAGAAUCCAACACUGUGAUGUGAGGUAUUUACACCAGUAAUAUGAGUAGUAAAAGGCUCCGUCUGCUCACUGUGCCAUAAAGGGGGAUGGUCUCUGAAAACGCUGAGGGAUUAGUGACAUGUCUGUGGGAUGCUGCCGUAGUUGUCAGAUGUGUGAAGUGUUACUACUGCAUCCAUCCUGUAGAGAGCGCUGCUUAGCCUCUGGAACACUGAUAGUCUGGCUCUGUGACUUAAAGGCUGACUGAGAAACCUUUCAUCACCACUGAAGAAGCUACAGUAGAGAUCCAUAUUGUCCUCAUUUAAACAAGCACUAUAUUAUCGUGUCUGGAACACUAAAUAUUAUCAAAAUGAUACAGAUCAUGUACUGCUCCCCUAAAAACAACAAAAAAAAAUGUCUUGUGCACUUUGAACACAGUCAGUGAUAUAAAGUGGCUUUACUGUGUAUUGGUAAUUCAUUGUCAGCUGUGUACUGUACAUGUGUGCUUCAGAGAACAAACCAGUCUUGGUAGUUAGAUGAAGUUAUGAUAAUCAAACAGCAAAUGAUCAAAUAGUCAAUAACAAAAAAGACUACUAAAGCACCAUUUAAGCAUAUUUAAUAUUCUACUGUUCUCUCUAAACCAUUCCAGUAAGUUGCCUGAAAGUAACACACGUCACAUGAGACAAGCGUGACUCAUAUAUGAAAACAAUAAUGUGAACCUUUUUUCAGGAGCAGAAGAACUAAGGUAUGAAAGCACUUUGAUAGGUGUAGGCGAUGGUGGAUUAUGUGUGUGUGUACAUAUAUAUAUAACUAGGAACACAUUGUAGUCCUACUGUGUUUCGGAAGCUCUGUUUAGGAGCGUGUGACCACAUGAGGGGCUGAUAUAAGUGUUUAAAGAACACAUUGGUGGCCCUUUAUCUCGGUCAGCUUAGUGGAUAUUAAUGGAUCUGUGGUUGUUGUGUUGUGCUAACGAUGGUCUAACACUCCACUCUCCAGUCUGCCCUCAUGUUGUUCCUGUUAACAUUCUCUGGUUCUUACGUUCUGGCCAAGCUACAAAGCGUUUACUUAGACAUGGUCGGUUAAAGGACCUUGCUGAACUUUCAUUAAAGCUUUGGUCGCCAUAUUUGCCAGCACUGGGAGGGUUGGCAUAAAUCUACAUGCAGCUGAACAAUUUGAGAUGAACCAGUUCAACUCUGACAGCAUACUAUGUGUUUGCAAUUGCAAGGCAUUUUCCUGACACUUGCAUCAACGCAGUGAUCUAUAAGAGCCCCUGAUCCCUCUGUAUCCUGCCAUUCCGGUUAAAACGCUAUAUAAUAUGUUGUUGCACCAUCCCUGUAAAUGAUCCUCUGAUAUGUGUAGCAGUCUAUAAAAUGCUAUCCAGUAGAGGUAAUUAUGGUCCCAGACUUCCCUCUGGACCCCCUGCUCCUUUAAGAUAAUUCCAUCCUGGGGACAUGAGGUGUAAGUUUAUGUUGCUUUGCAGCUUGGACAGAAAGUAAUACACCAGUUCACUCUGAUGUCUCUUCACGACUGUUUAAUUCCUCAGUUAUAGCGCUUGAAUACCACCCUUCUACUAGUAUCUCACAAUGUCCCUUGUAUAUAGACACCACUAUGUUUUUAUCACUCCACAAGUAUCUCAAAUGAAUUAAAAUCAAACAAAAAAAGUCUUACUUCUUAACAGGGUGUUUUGGAUGUUGACAGAUGAGCGUUCACGUUCGUAAACCUGUCAGAGUUAAGGUUGAUGAUGCUAUUAUUAUUAUUAUUAUUAUUAUAAUUAUUAUUAUUAUUAUAGGACUGAAAGCAUAAGAAAGGAAAAGUGUACUUUUUCUUUUCUCAGAGUCUGCCUUUUUUCCGCCAAGAGAAGGGCUGCUGAAGUUUCAAGAAUGUUUUUAAAAUGUAUUAAAGAUGCAAGAUUAUGAAUACAUGUAUGAGGUUUGUCUCUGUUCUGUUUUGAAAGAUAGAUCACACGAGGCAACUCUGUUUACCGGAUUCAAACAGGCGGGCAGGAAGGGGGGGCGGUGUGUGUCACGUAGGGUGCGAUCUGACAGAUCUGACAGAAAGAGAUCUGAAGCAUCUGGAAACUUAAGUUGGGAUGGCUUUCCAGUGCAAUGUGAAAGAUACAGACACACACUGUCCAGUCCUUUCUUUCUUCUGCCGACCACCACCCCGUAGUCAGACUAACAGUAACCAGUCUUUUGGCAUGUGGUAGCAAGUGAUGUCAUGUAUUAAACAGCUCCUCUAUAGACACCUUGACAUACCUACCAACACGGGACUGGAUUAAGACAAGUCGUGGACACAUUUUGGACCAGUUUGCACUAUUAAAAACCAGAUGAUAACUUAUUGAAUGCUGAGCUCAAACUAGGUUUGAAGCACCUGAAAUGUACACAGAAACAAUCAGAACAAAAAGGAGUGUUGGUAGAUAUGCACCUGGAGCCCCUAGCUGUGUGACCCACCUACAGAGGCUUGUCAGCACCACAGCACUGAAAAGCAGCACAUUUUAAUGUGUCUUUACCACGUGUACAGCGACUUCCAGCUGGAAGUCCAAUAAAACCAAUACUCCAGCUGUUUAAAUGUCAAGGGGAGGGGAAAUAAUAAGCUUGUGCUAAAGUGUUAGUUGUAUUUUAAUCUUCUGCUCGCCCUUACUCUGUUAACUUUUGAAUUAAAAGGCCGAGAGGCCAGAGGCGACUGAACCUACUUUUCAGUACUGUGGAGGGAAUCCACUGUAGUGCGUGCUCCGUUAUUCUGUAGGGCACAACACCAUAGCAAGAGCAUGCAGAAGACAACAAACAAACUGCUGGUUGUUAGAGGCAUCCGUCCUACUAGAUAGAGCUCAUCUCCCCCUUCAAUUCUGAAUAUUUGGUAUGAAAGAGAUGUUUAUUGUGAUUAAUUGUUAACUAGUGAUGUGAAUAUUAAUCAUGGAAUAAAAAGAUGAGCAAA